AUGUUAUCCACCAUCUUGGACUCAGGAACUACCAGCACCCUUGUCUGUGACCAUGCUAUGUUCUGGACGUACUCUACCCAGGAUCCUGUCGUCGUCAAGACUGCAAACCAUGGGUCACUUCACACGUCUGGCCGUGGUGAUUGCGUCACAUGGCUCAAAAUUGGUGUCAGGUGGAUGCUAUCUAAGGAAUGGGAAUGUAAUUUUCAGGGUGAGCCUGCUCACUGGGAGCUUGUGUAUAGACGAGAAUCGCUCGGCACGAUUCCCAUGUCGGGACAUCUCUUCUAUGUCGACCUCGAGUUCAUCCCCCCUCAGGAGUUGGUGCCUUUGGUCUCUGAACCAUCAGAGGUAUCCGCUUUUGCAUGGGUUCCACUGACAUAUGAUCUCUGGCACACCCGCAUGGGUCACACUGGUGGAGAGUCUACACCGAAUCUGAGUCUAAGGGAGAUGGUGACUCUGGCGCAGAGUAAUAGGAGUCUUAUACUGACCUGUACCUCCGACAAGUUGAUGGCUACCAUUGCUACUACUACUCUUGCCAGUGGACUUGGAGCUGUCAUACAAAGUUCCUUUAAGUUGUGGCUGCGCGCGAGAAAUGCAAAAGAUACUACGAAAACCAAGUCUAACACCAAGGACCUAUCAGAUGAUGAGGUUGACUUCGAGGCAAUUAAAACUUUGUCUGAUUGUUUGGAGCUUAUAUGCAAUGCAAAAAAUAAAGUCUUGGCAAUCGUUUCUUCUGGGAUACCUGCAACAUAUGUCAAGGGCGUCCUCCGCAAAUAUGCUAUGUCGUUGCGCACCAGUACCGCCGGGGACAUUGAGAUAUCCGAAGACUGA
Suillus plorans is the source of this 828-nucleotide messenger RNA. RefSeq lists its product as uncharacterized. The coding region runs from base 1 to 828 and encodes 275 amino acids. Lineage: Eukaryota; Fungi; Basidiomycota; Agaricomycetes; Boletales; Suillaceae. The record is from RefSeq and is a predicted model, not a curated record. The transcript is spliced from 8 exons.